AUGAUCACGUACGACGUACGACGAGCGACUCAAGUCGUCGACGGGAUUUCUUCAACGGCCCUUCACUCUAUGGGUGAGGAACAACAGACGGAUAUGGCCGACGCGGAGCCCCAUCAGCAGGUUGCUGAACAAGCUGUCGUUCCCAGUGCAAAUCAUGGCGGAACUGUAGAAACUCACAGCGUCGUCAAGAUGCAGCUCCCCGCCGACUUGCCAUGGCCAAAACCCAUCAUAACGCUACCGCAACUAGUUGUCAGACCCUACCAUCCAUCAGACGUCCCAGCUAUUGCGCGAAUGGCGAACAACAAAAAGGUGGCCUGCAACAUGACUGACCGGUUUCCACACCCUUACACCGAACAGGACGGUGUCGACUUCAUGCUCAAAGCGCUCAAUCCUAAGAAAUCAAACGUGUAUGCCUGGGUCGUGUCCCUCACGCCAGAAGGUCCCCCAAUCGGUGGCUGCGGCUUUGUGCCAGGCACCGACGUGCUAAGACGCAAUGCGGAGAUAGGGUACUGGCUGGGAGAAGAGUUCUGGGGUAAAGGAUAUGCUACGCUUGUGUGCGAUGCACUUACAAAUUGGGCAUUUGAGCAGGAACAAGGCAUCACGGGAGAGAAGUUGCAAAGGGUCGGAGCCCAGGUGUAUGGCGGAAACAAAGGUAGCGAGAAGGUGUUGAUGAAGUGUGGCUAUAAGCAUGAGGGGACAAUGAGGGACAUUGUUUAUAAGUGGGGUGAGGUGCGAGAUCUGAAAGCAUAUGGGAUGAGGAGGUUGGAUUGGGAACAGAGGAAGCUGAAGAAAUGCACACAUUAG
Verruconis gallopava is the source of this 804-nucleotide messenger RNA. RefSeq lists its product as uncharacterized. The transcript has a single exon. Gene Ontology annotation, molecular function: acyltransferase activity, transferring groups other than amino-acyl groups. The record is from RefSeq and is a predicted model, not a curated record. NCBI's taxonomy places the organism in Eukaryota, Fungi, Ascomycota, Dothideomycetes, Venturiales, Sympoventuriaceae. Bases 1 to 804 code for a protein of 267 amino acids.